Triticum dicoccoides is the source of this 1249-nucleotide messenger RNA. Its product is annotated as probable long-chain-alcohol O-fatty-acyltransferase 4. Lineage: Eukaryota; Viridiplantae; Streptophyta; Magnoliopsida; Poales; Poaceae. Gene Ontology annotation, biological process: lipid metabolic process. The record is from RefSeq and is a predicted model, not a curated record. The transcript has a single exon. Bases 112 to 1143 code for a protein of 343 amino acids.
UCAAAUAAUUUGACAUCGCCAGUUGCUUACCGAACAAAUUUUCUCAUCAUUUUCUAUACCGCUAGAUCGGAUCUUCGAGCUUGCCACUCAAUCCAUCCAGUUCAGCCAGCCAUGGAGUUCCUGCAGGACAGCAUCCCAAGGGUGUACAUCGCCGCCGCGGCCGCCGCGCUGUACGCGCGCGCGUCGUCGUCCCUCCUCCGGCCCGGCCUCCCCCGCCUCGUCGCGCUGCUCCCGGUGCUGGCGUUCCUCGCCGCCGCGCCCUUGGCGUUCGCUUCCUCCACCAACGUCCGGGGCACCGCCGCCUUCUUCCUCGCCUGGCUCGGCACGUUCAAGGUCGCCCUCCUCGCCGCCGGCCGCGGGCCGCUCGACCCCGCGCUGCCCGUGCUCACGUUCCUCUUCACCGCCUUGCUCCCCGUCAAGCUCCGCGGAGCAGCGGCGCCGGCCAACGCCGGCAACAGCAAGCCGGUGUCGCUCGUUUCUUGCGCGGUCAAGGUCGCCGUCAUAGCCGCCCUGCUCCGGCUCUACCAGUUCAGCGACCGGAUGCACCUCUACGCGCGCCUCGCGCUGUACGGCGUCCACAUGUACUGCUUCUUCGACCUCCUCCUCCCCUGCAUCGCGGCCGCCGGCGCGGCGCUCGGCAUGGAGAUGGAGCCGCAGUUCGACCGGCCGUACCUGGCCGCGUCGCUGCGCGACUUCUGGGGCCGGCGGUGGAACCUCAUGGUGUCCGCCAUCCUCCGGCCGUCGGUGUACGACCCCGUGCGCGCGCGCGCCGGGAGGGCCGGCGGCGUGCUGGCCUCAUUCGCGGUGUCCGGGGUGAUGCACGAGGCCAUGGUGUGCUACCUCGGCCUGCGGUGGCCGCCCAGCGGGGGGAUGGCCGCCUUCUUCGUCCUCCACGGCGUCUGCUGCGUCGCCGAGGGGUGGUGCGCGCGGCGGUGGGCGACCAGGGGGUGGCCGCCCCUGCCGCGCCCCGUGGCCACGGCGCUGGUGGGGCUGUUCGUGACGGCCACGUCGUUCUGGAUCUUCUUCCCGGCUCUUCUUCCCGGCGUCGAGGAGAAGCUGAUGGAGGAGUGGGCCGCAGUGGGGGCUUUCUUCCUCGACGCCGGCGGGAAAGUUCCGUCGUAUGGUCAACGGAGCAAAAGUUAGGAAAACUCAACCCCAUGUAUACUAAUCGAAUGCUCCACUUUUGUUGCAUGGAGAAAAGCAAUUCUGGGAGUUCGAUCCCGUGCAUGAAUCAUCCGACCUUGCUGUA